ACUUUGUGAAAAUUAAUAUUUGUGUCAUUCUCAAAACUUUUGGCCACAACUGUACAUAACCCUGGAUCUCACGUUCACAAUCCACAACACUAUUCCUUGGAUCUUACAUUCAGAAUGUAUAUUUCAUGUUUGCAGUCACACAUUUGGUCCAUGUUGAAAUAUAUUUUAUUUUGAUAGAGAAUUUCUGCAAUUCAACCAUCAAGGAUGGAUUCUCCUUCCCAAGAACAAUGGUUGGCUGGUCUGCUUAUUCAGAAGAGUUAUGUGAUGAGAAGACAACCAGUGAAGCCUCAGCAAGAUGUUUGAAUGACACUGGAUCUCUGAUGUUCGGUUCUCCUCACAAGCUGCAGUGUGAAUUUACCCUCAUUGACAUUCAAGAAAAUAUCUCCAGCAGUCCAGGUGAUUUACUACAGUUAGCCGUCAGUACUCAGAUCCUGACCUCCCAACCAGAGCAGCUGUCAGCUGACAACAUCACCACAGCAGCUCAGAUAGCUAACACACUGCUUCAGUCUGCAAAUAUCACAGAGGACAUCGCAGUGGCAGCUGUAACUACCAUCAGUCAGCUGCUGAAUGCCAGUGAGGAGAGUACACAGGAGAGAGACGCUGUCCAAAACCUCACAGAGACCCUGGAGAUGUUUUCCCUGGACCAGCACAAUAAUGUGUCCUUGGUGGUUCAGCCCAACCUGGUAGUCCAGUCUGUCCAAGUACCAAGUGACUCAGUAGGGAUCCAGUUUACUGCUCUGACUGGAAGUUCUGGCAAUUUUGUGGCUAACGGAAUUAACGUCAACACUAAUACCUCUGAACUGAUAGCUGACAAAGGAGGUUCUACCGAUGUCCAGAUUGUUAUGAAAUUCCCACCAGUUUUGCAUAGUAACAACACAAACCACUCCAUUGGUUUUGUGCUCUACCAAAACGACCGGUUCUUCAGGUCCAGGGCUUUCAGUGCUUCUUCAGGGACCAGCAGAACGGUCAUCUCUGCUAACCUGGGACAAGUGUCUGGGUUACAUGUUGAGAUGCUCUUCAAGCCUACAGCUGUUCCCAACGCCUCCCUCUAUGACUUUGCCUGCGUGUCAUGGAACUACACGUUGAAAGACUGGAGCACCUAUGGCUGCUCCAAAGUCAACCACUCAGAAGACGGCCUGCGAUGUUUCUGUAAUCACACCACUAACUUCGCUGUGCUGAUGUCGUUCAGGAGGGAUUUUAAAUACGCUGAAGCGCUAAACUGGAUCACCAUAUUGGGAUGCUCCAUGUCCAUCAUAGGGUUGAGUUUAACAAUAACAUUCCAGAUCGCAACCAGGAAAUCACGCAAAACCAACCCAACGGUCCUCUUAGUGAGCGUCUGCGUGUGUCUCCUGAUCUUCACCCUCCUCUUCAUGUUGGGAGUGGACAACCCUCAUAAACAGCUGGACAAACCUGAAAUACUCGAGGACAACGUUCUCCCCCUGUCCGACACACACACAGAGCGGGACAGAGGGCCCUGUACUGUAGUGGCGGUCCUGCUGCAGUACUUCCUGUUGGGGACGUUCACCUGGAACACGCUGUACGCCACACAUGUCUUCCUGAUGAUCAGAAACAGCCUGGCCACCAGCCCGUCAGACUUCACAGCCUAUACCGUGGCCAUCGGAUGGGGACUGCCUGCGGUUGUGGUGGCUCUCACCUUAGGAAUUAGUUACAGAGUGGAUGAUCCACUGGGUUACAGGCAGGAGGAAUUUUGCUGGCUUGCUGCCCUCGAUCCAAAGGGGAACUUUGACUUCAAGCUGCCAAUGUUUUGGGGGUUUCUGAUCCCUGUGGCGUUCAUGCUUAUCUUCAACACGGUGAUGUUGAUAUAUUUUGCAGUUACAACAUGCAAGACCAACCCACAUUUAACCAGUACAAGACACACAUCGAUGAAGAAGAAGUUCCUCAGUAGCUUUUCUCUGGCUGUUGUGCUUGGUCUCUCCUGGAUCCUGGGCUAUCUGUUGCUCAUUACACAGAACGAGACCAUGUACACCAUACUCAACAUCUCCUUCUGUGUACUCACCACCACUCAGGGCUUGCAGAUUUUCAUUCUGUUCACAGCAAGAACAGCAAUUGUCAAGAAAAAGAUGUCAAGUGCUAUGAAUUCUGUCUCUAGCGCUGGGAUCCCUCUUCACACUAGGAAGUUCAGUCUAUGGCGAGGAAAGCACAGUGAUCAAGUAGAAUCAUACACACAGCAGGACACUGUGUCAUUUCCACCUUGUUCCUCACAGACAUCUAACUCAUGGGCUGCAGGUUCAACCUGUUGUAAAACUUCUCCUCUUGUACUAUAAUAUACAAUAUACUGCACACAAUUUUGUAUCCACGUAGAGUACAUUUACUGUGAAGACUAGUCCCUCAGAAGUUGUCCAAUGUUUUUUUGAAUAAAAGUGUUCAAUAAUUAUGUGAUUGUCUUUUAAGCUAAUGUUUGUUUUAGUUUUCUUAGUGAGAAAAACACAAUUUUACACAAUAUCUCAGAAAAUAGCUUAAGACAGUGUAUCCCAGGGGUGUCAAAAUAAUUUCCCCUGCCGGCCACAUUUGGUCAUUACCAAGGUCAGAUGGGACGCACUUAAAAUUGAUUAAGAAGCUUCUGCUCCAUCUGCCUGUUCAGCACAGGCUGCAGCUGCCAAUUACAGGUAUGAAAGGCUGAGGAAGAAAACAGGCAUGUAAGAUGGAGGUAUGAAAGGCUGAAGACGGAAGCAGGCAUGUCAUAACCAUGAAAAAAAACAGGGCAGCUGGACAUUCUGGGGCAGCUUGAGAGCAAGGGCACUCACCUGGCAAGACAUCUGCAUCAUGGCAGGGCAGCGGAUUAAGCUUCUGCAUUGUACACAGAGCAAUGUUUUUUCCAUACCAACAAACCUUCACACGUGGGGGUUGGCAGUGUCAUGACAUGGACCUCUUUGGGUAUAGCGAGCACCAUCCCCCUCUCUCUCUCUCUCUUACCACCUCUCUCUCUUUCCCCUACACCCAGGCUCUGUUAGGCAGGUCAUAAAUUCCUAGAGGAGUUUCUCUCCUCAUGGCCAGAGUAUAGAGAGAGUGAGUUUCAAAGGAGAACAAAGGAACCUCUUCCACAUCACAGAACUUGACAACUGAAGAAUGUCCAUGUUUUGGAGAAUGUGUACACGGUUGGGGA
This is a messenger RNA of Salmo salar (Atlantic salmon), 3124 nucleotides long. RefSeq names its product adhesion G-protein coupled receptor G7. Gene Ontology annotation, biological process: G protein-coupled receptor signaling pathway; cell surface receptor signaling pathway. Gene Ontology annotation, molecular function: G protein-coupled receptor activity. NCBI's taxonomy places the organism in Eukaryota, Metazoa, Chordata, Actinopteri, Salmoniformes, Salmonidae. Gene Ontology annotation, cellular component: membrane. The record is from RefSeq and is a predicted model, not a curated record.